Mugil cephalus (flathead mullet) is the source of this 4389-nucleotide messenger RNA. It is a transcript of the gene tdrd7a, whose product is annotated as tudor domain containing 7 a. The transcript is spliced from 23 exons. Gene Ontology annotation, biological process: spermatogenesis; lens morphogenesis in camera-type eye; lens fiber cell differentiation. NCBI's taxonomy places the organism in Eukaryota, Metazoa, Chordata, Actinopteri, Mugiliformes, Mugilidae. Bases 380 to 4021 code for a protein of 1213 amino acids. The record is from RefSeq and is a predicted model, not a curated record.
GUUGUCGUGAGCAUGCGCGUGAUGUUAGCGUUGAGAGAAGACGUUCAAUAGCGUUUAGCUAGCUACUUCAAAUUACUCAGGUAACUUUAAACUUGGAAAUAUCGUUUAAUUCGAAGUAACACCAUUAGACAGUGUACACAACAUCGGAUAGUGUACGAAGGAUCGACUUUGGGCCGAAACGGCAAGUAAUUUUCACCACUAGCUGCAAAGCAGCUCCAGCCAACGGUUAGCCGUUAGCCAACUCUUCCAUGUGGAUUUGGACACACGCGACUCCCGAUCUUUAAGUUUUUGCCUGAAUCCAGUUUACUUUAGUAUUUGAGAGUUUGAAAAACUGGAGGCCUGCCAACUUAACUUGAAGACGGAGUCUUUGCCUACCAAGAUGUCAGACACCGAGUCUAUAAAGAAAAUGUUGAGGGCUGUACUCCAGUCCAGCAAGGGUGGCGUGUCUAUUACCAGCCUCCAGUCAGACUAUCGGUCACUAUGCGGAGAGAGUAUCCCGCUGAAGAAGCUUGGUUUCACAAAGCUGGAGGACUACCUCAGGACCAUUCCCUCUGUGGUGCGCUUAGAGUUCUGCAAGGGUGAGUUGAAGUGCUACGCUGCAGUGUGUAAAGAGACGGCCCACAUUGCUGAGCUGGUUGCCAGGCAGAAGAGCUCCAAGAAAGCUGGUCACUCCCAAGUCGUCAACUGCAAGAUGAGAUUCAAACCAUCCAACCCCUACAUGCUCAAUAUAAAACCAAGAUCCUGUCUCCGCCAACCCUCCGCGGGUUGUACCAAGUCUCCAGUAAAUCGUCCUUUGCUCCAUGGGGGCCAGCGAGGCUUCAGUGCCUCAGGAGACUACAGGCAGUUGGAUCAGAAGUUAAGCGUUAUCACCCCGGUUGAACACCGACCACCAGCUCCUCAACCAUCUGUAAAGCAGGAUUGCAACAGGAGAGAGAAGGAAGUGGUGAACCCCAGGAAUCCCACAGAGAUGUCUCCUGAACAUGUAUCCAGACCCAGUCAAUCCCAGUUUAGUACGUACGACGUGCAACUAGUGCAGAGCAGAAUAUCUCAGCUCCUGAAGAAGUACUGCAAUGGUCUGUGGAUGUCAAAACUGUCAGAGGUCUACAGUAAAAUGUACAAUCAGAAGCUACAUCCUCAGGUUCUCAAAGACAUGGAAAAGUGGACAGACAUCUGUAUGGUGGAGCAACCUUCCAUCACCAACCGAGCUGACCGGCUCAUCUAUCCUCCUUUGACUCCAAAGCCCGCUACAGUCCCUUCAAAAAGCGCCGUCAACUCCUGUCCAGCAUCACCCGUCAACAUAAGCCCCGUCACUGAUGCCGUUUCUUCAAAUCCCUCAGCACUUCCACUUUCUACACCUCUCUUCCCAUCUCCUGUUCCUCAACCCAGAGUUUCUCCAAAAAGCCUGUUGUCUAAGGCCACCUUCGUUUUUCCUCCACAACCUGAUGUCUCUGCAGUCAAAUUACGAAGCCCUGCCAAAAACCCAGCUGUUGCUCCCCGACUUCCCUCGCAUAUCGAUCGUGCAGUCCGUGCUAGCGGUGGAUGUAAAGAGGAUCACAUUUUACCUACAGCUACAAUCGGCCAUGGCCAACACACCGAGCCCUUAUCCCCCACACAGCCUUCCCUCACAUCCACCAACUCUCCUGCAGUAGCUUCCUCCACCUUCCUCCAACCUGACCGUGACAUUUUACCUCUUUUGAAGGUCACAUCGCCUCAGCCUUCCCAUCCUGCCCCCUGUCCUCCCUCUUCUACUGUCGUUGUGACAGCUGAGGUGCGUCAGAGGAUAAAAGAGCUUCUGUCAAAGUACAGCCAUGGUCUGUGGGCCCAUGCUUUGCCGACACUUUUUAUGGACACAUACAAGACACCGUUCCCCCAGUAUGUUCUGGACAACUUGUCUCUUUUGCUUGAUAUAUGCAAUGUGGAGUACCCGUUGCCUCAUGACAAGCAGAAGGCCAUCUUGUAUAACUCCAGCAGAGCAGAUAUGGGACCCGCUAACGGCCAAGAAAGCCAACAGUGCAGCAGCUAUCCCCUCCCCUCUGGCCUGGAGGUCCUGGGUCCCGUGGUUCCUCCCUGUCUGGUUCUUCCCUCAGAGCAGUACCCCUCAGUACUGGUUACUGAGGCCAAGAGCAGCAAUGCUGUGACUAUAAGGUAUGUAGGUGAGAACUACUCCAAUGCCCAGGAAGCCAUGGAGGAAGUCAUGCAUUCGUUCUACAACCAAAGCCCCACACAGCGUCCUCUGACUAGCCCCACUGUGGGUCAGCUGGUAGCAGUCAGAGGGGCGGAAGGACAAGAGUUUGCCAGAGCACAGGUCAUGAAGGUCGUAGCCCCUGGGAAGAUCAAGGUUUACUACAUGGACUACGGCUUUUCUGUGGAGACCAGUGAGAAUCAUCUGCUAGAGCUCCACCAGGAUUUCCUCUCUCUGCCCUUUCAAGCCACAAAUGUCAGGGUCGCAGGACUGGAGGGAUUCAGCUCGCAUCUAUUGCUACUAUCCUCCCUGGAAAAAUUGGCAGUUGGAAAGAUCCUGCUGAUGGAAACAUUGGAGCCGUGUCAACAGAAUGAGAUUCCUGCAGCUGUCUUUUAUGAUACAUCUCAGGAUGACGACGUCAACAUAAACUCCGCCUGCCUUAAGGCUCUUCAGGACAAGACCAUGAACAACCCUCUGACUGUAAAUGUUACCUAUGGAGAUGUGUGUGUCACAAAUGUAUGUCCAGAUGGACUCAUACACUGCCUGCUGCCCUCUAGAGGAACUGCAAGACUGAACAAGUUACUGGAAGAAACAGAUGCAUACUUCAAGUCCCAGAUUACGUCGGAGUCUCUUGUGUCCAGACCUUUCAGUGGCAAGUUCUGUCUAGCCCGCCACAAAGGAAACUGGGCCAGAGCAGAGAUUACCAACAUGUAUGGAAACAGAGUGAUGGAGAUUUCCUUCAUUGACCUGGGUGUUUCUACAACAGUAGAAGUCACAGAUCUUCGAGAGAUCCCGCCUCCUUUUCUCCAAAGCUUCACUGUCAUCCCACCACAGGCUAUUAAAUGUCGCCUGGCUGACCUCACAGUUCCGGAAGGAGACUGGAGCCCAGAGGCUGUUCUUUGGCUUAAGGAGGCUGUCCUUGUCUCUGGAGACUGUAAAAUGAAGAUCUUGAAGUUAGACCAACAUAAAGGGGACAAGCUGGUCUAUAUGUACCUGUUCAUUGGUGUUGACAGUCAGGAGCUGCAAAAGAGCGUCAACCAUCAACUAGCCCAGUCAGAGUUGUGGCAGAAACUCACAUCUAAGAAUGUAACCAGCAGCAGCAGCAGUGGGGAUUCAGGUCUCACUGCUCUAGUUGAGGGGUUGUCUCUGAGCAGCGUUAUCAAGGCCUCAGCCCAGCCAUGUCACAGAACAGAGGAAGAGGCCGCGACUAAAACUGGAGUGCAGCCACUGACAGUUCCUCCUCCACUGGAGCUCCCCCAGCCUGGUCAGACUAUUGACGUGUUUGUGUCAGUUGCGUGUCACCCUGGUUACUUUGUGCUGCAGCCAUGGGAGGGCCUGCAUAAGCUGGUAGUGUUGAUGGGGGAGAUGAUCCUUUAUUAUAACCAGACGAACACAACCACAGACAUCCAGAAAGGAGGCCUCUAUGCUGCCAAGAUAGACAAAGACUGGCACCGGGUGCAGGUGAAGGGCUUUCUGUCCAAUGGGUUGGUUUCUGUCUACGAGCUGGACCGCGGUAAACAUGAGCUGGUCCACAGUAGCUCCAUCCGGCCGCUGAUAGAAGAAUUCAGACAGCUGCCCUUUCAGACUGUCACUGCACAACUGGCAGGUGUGAUACAGCACCAGUGGUCAGAGGAGGCCUCUAUGCUCUUCAGGAACCACGUGGAGAAGCGAGCGCUGGUAGCUCUGGUGGAGAGUGUGCAGGAAAUGUCAGAGGCUAAAUGUGAGCCGUGGGAGCGCAAGCUAACAGUUUACCUGGUGGACACUACACUGGAGGACAGGGACCUUUGGGUUCACACCAUCAUGGCUGACAUCGAUGGUGAACUGUCUUCAGCUGCCUAGGAUGUGUCCAUGAGGCUCGCCUGACUCUUGGACUGUUAGUGUGACUCAUUAAACCCAGGCUUUGAACCUGCAUUAUCAUUUUGAAACAAACCUAACUGGUGUUAAUUCAGCAACACUUUCCGUUCCUUCAAGUUAAAAUAAAUGUGUAGCAUGUUUUGUGUUGGUUAUGACUACUAUCCCAUGGUUUUGGUUUGUUUGCUGUGCUUUAUAUACUGAGUGCUUAAAGCGUCUUUGUAUUAUUUUUCUAUUCAUAUGUGCACAUACUAUAUUUUUGUUAGAGUGGUUGUUUCCAACAUGUAGGAUGAGGACUGUGGAGUUUAUUCUUUGACUUGAAGUUGAUUACUUAAAAUAUAAACUAUGGGACUGUU